Messenger RNA from Hemicordylus capensis (graceful crag lizard), 4956 nucleotides. RefSeq names its product autophagy related 13 (gene ATG13). The coding region runs from base 225 to 2000 and encodes 591 amino acids. Gene Ontology annotation, biological process: piecemeal microautophagy of the nucleus; autophagosome assembly; protein localization to phagophore assembly site. Gene Ontology annotation, cellular component: Atg1/ULK1 kinase complex; extrinsic component of membrane; phagophore assembly site. The record is from RefSeq and is a predicted model, not a curated record. The transcript is spliced from 19 exons. NCBI's taxonomy places the organism in Eukaryota, Metazoa, Chordata, Lepidosauria, Squamata, Cordylidae.
UCGCGUUAUGUCACGGCACCGAAACACAGGAACUGCGCUGCCUCUUUAGGGGGGAGGAGCGAGCAGCAGCCUGGCUGGGAAGAGUCCGGGUGAGUCUCCCUUUAAUCUCCCCCAAGGCGCGUCACGGCAGCGCGGGAAGGAGACCCCGGGGGACUGCGUUGCCGGGGCGGGGGGCAGGGAGGAGCAAGCCGCGGCCCGGAAGACCGGAGAGAUUUCCAGAUGCAAUGGACACUGAUCUCAGUUCCCAGGAUAGGAAGGACCUGGACAAGUUCAUCAAAUUUUUUGCUUUGAAGACGGUUCAAGUAAUUGUCCAGGCUCGACUUGGAGAAAAGAUCUGUACUCGAUCAUCGUCAUCACCAACAGGCUCUGACUGGUUCAAUUUGGCAAUCAAAGAUAUACCAGAAGUUACUCAUGAAGCAAAAAAAGCCCUGGCAGGACAGCUACCUGCUGUUGGGCGGUCAAUGUGUGUGGAAAUCUCUCUCAAGACAUCUGAGGGGGAUUCCAUGGAGCUAGAAAUAUGGUGUUUAGAAAUGAAUGAAAAACACUCAGAAGCUUUCAAAAGACAAGUAGAGGAAAGUAAAAGGGAAGGUUGUUUUAAGAGGAAAACCAAUCCACAUUCCAGAGCAGGUAGACAUAAAGAUUUUCUGGUCAGCCAUCAAAACAGGUGUGAUAAAGAGAUAAAAGUUUCCUACACUGUGUAUAACAGGCUCUCUUUACUGUUGAAGUCUUUGCUUGCUAUAACGAGGGUGACUCCUGCCUACAGACUCUCAAGGAAACAGGGUCAUGAAUAUGUAAUAUUGUACAGGAUAUAUUUUGGAGAAGUGCAGCUAAGUGGCUUGGGAGAAGGAUUUCAGACAGUCCGUGUCGGGACAGUGGGUACUCCAUUAGGCACCAUUACUUUAUCCUGUGCCUACAGAAUUAACUUGGCGUUCAUGUCAACCAGGCAGUUUGAGAGGACCCCACCUAUCAUGGGGAUUAUCAUUGAUCACUUUGUGGACCGUCCCUACCCCAGCUCCUCACCCAUGCAUCCCUGCAAUUACAGAGCAGCUGGUGAGGAAAAUGCAGUAGCAUACCCAUCAGUGGAAGACUCUCAAGAAACAUGCACUGCCUCCUCUACUUCUCCUCCAUCCCAGUGUGUUUUUACUGUCACAAAAGCACAUUUUCAGACCCCUCCUCCUGUGGUGAUGGAUAUGAAGGGCCCUGUGAUGGGGCUGGCCUUUUCACACCAACUCUCGAGUUCUCGUCUUUCUUAUCAGCCUGCGGCCCUAGGAGUUGGAUCAGCUGAUUUGGGCUACCCUGUAGUCUUUGCUGGCGGCUUGAGUGCUGCACAUCCGCACCAGCUGAUUGUCCCAGGGAAGGAGGGUGGAGUGCCUCUGAUUCCUAGUCAGCCAGUGCAUGGCACUCAGGCCGAUCAUGAGAGAAUGGUGACAUGUACCCUUUUUGAUGGGGGCCACUACUCUGCAGUUACACCAUCCAGUAGUGAGGAUGCAGAAACCGUAUCUAACAGCAGUGAAGGAAAGAGUGGGUCCCCACAUGAUCUCUUGGAGACCAUCUUUGUGCGGAAGGUGGGGGCCUUUGUCAACAGGCCAGUCAACCAGGUGACCAUGGCCAGUUUGGACAUUCCUUUUGCUAUGUUUGCUCCUAAGAACAUUGAACUAGAAGAUAAUGACCCCAUGGUGAAUCCUUCUGACUCUCCAGAAGUUGAGUCUCCUCUUCAGGGAAGCCUACACUCAGUGGGCUCCAGUGGCAGCAGCAGUGGGAACAUCCAUGAUGAUUUUGUUAUGGUUGAUUUUAAACCAGCAUUUUCUAAAGAUGACAUUCUCCCAAUGGAUCUGGGGACAUUCUACCGUGAAUUUCAGAAUCCUCCUCAGCUCAGCAGCCUUUCUAUUGACAUCGGAGCUCAGUCCAUGGCAGAAGACCUGGACUCACUCCCGGAAAAAUUGGCUGUCCAUGAGAAAAAUGUUAAAGAGUUUGAUGCCUUUGUAGAGACUUUACAGUAAAGCUGAGCCCUUUCUACAGCAGCACUGAACUUCCUCUGGACACCUGGAAGAGAGAACACAUACAUUCUGCCUUUCCCAAAUUAGUUCUGUCCUCUGCCCCCACCUCUUUCAUUCCAUAAGCAUUGGUUGUUUUGUUCUGUCAGACACAUAGUUGUCUGUGUCUUCUUGAACUUGGCCUUGGAAUGGCAAUGGGCAUGGCUCACUCUUCCCUGUCUCCGACUCGGUGUCUAAUAGCGAGCAUUAGGAAACAAGAAGCUGGCCCUUUUCUCCUUUCUUUCUCUCUUCCAUGUUGAGAGACUUCAAUGCUUCCUGCACCUUCAACAGGGUUUGGAGACAGAGGAUGGCAUUCGUUUCACAAGGAUCUGCAGUUCUAUCCAGCAUAAAGAACUGGCUGACUGUCUUGUGAACACUGGACAAAUUCUGCUGGUGUGAGUUCAAAGGCCACCUCUGCAGGACUGGUCUUUCUUUGAUGACUGGAGUUAAGAACUUAGGGCAAGAAGCCAAUGCUCACCUCUAGUAGUUCCCUAAACAAGGCAAACCCAGUGCUGCACAUCUGUGUGCAGAAGCAGGAAGUGAAGGACUGUCCUGCCAGAACACCUGGGCCACAAAGAGUCCAUGGUAUUUGGAGAUGGUUCACUGUUCAUAGGCUCUGCUUACAGUCAACAAUUGUAAAUAUGAAUUAGGAAUCCUAAUUCUAUAGGGUUAUUUAAUUGGGGGUCUCUAGUUCAAAGUUCUUUAUUCUUUCGUUCCCCCCCCCCCACACUUUGCUGCUCUACAUUAAGAUAAACAAGAAAUAUUUAUUACUCUAAAUGAAACCUAUAUUUAAAGAAAAAAUUGUAUGUGAUGUUUUUACUUUGUUACGCAGCAAAAGAAGCUGCUCUGUCCGUUGUCACUGUAAGAGUAUCGUACCAAACCUCCUUGUUCCACAGUAGCCCACCCCCCAACCCAGUUGAAGCAUAAACUAUAUUUAUUUUCAGAAACAUGGUUAUGCUGGCAAAGGGACUUCCCCAGAACCUUGCUUCUAUUGUGCCCUGUUUGGGUCCAUGGAUGUCAUAAAUGAUGUGCACAUGUUGAUACAGUAGAAUUGCAGGGAGUUUCUAAAACAAAGAACUGGUUUCUGACAAGCUUGUAAAAUAAGCUUGCUGUAUCUGGAGUAACUUAAAAAGUAACUUGUUCACAGAAGCACAUUUUAAAAAGGUUUGUGGUACUCAUUUUAAUCAGCUGGGUUUUGAUUGGCUAAAAGUUUAUUUUUGUAAUGAGCUUUGCUAUUAAGCAGUGUGAUUGGUUGGCUUUACUUUGUUUGUCUGCCUGCUCUUUGUCCUUCACCAAAUAUGGGGAGGGAAAGAUGUGACACUAAGCAUGAGCUCAGGGAUACAUUGGGCGGAGAGCAUUUCCUUCUUCCCUUCCUCUAUGAAAAAUGAGAUACAAGCUGCACUCCUACGCACACUUGUCGCGAGAGUAAGUCCCAUUGAACUAAGUGGGGUUUACUUCUGAGUAAAUAUGCUUAGGAUUAUUCUUAAGAUGCUGAAGUUGUUCUUUCACCCACUGUUGACCUUUUUAAAAUGGAACAAUCUGUAUGAUGUUCUGAUGAGACAGUGAUAGGUUAACUUCCCAAAAUACACAGCUCCAUUCCAUAAGAUGAAAGGGGGGCUUUUGAGAGGGAUAGGCAUUGUCUGUGUGGCUUCUGGAGCUUUAGAAGCUGUGCUGCUGCACAGAAAUGAGCUGAGGCUUGAACUUACUCUUUGCCUUCUAGCACAUUGAUGUUUUGCAGUACCAGCUCUCAGGCUGUGAGAUACUUAUGUGUAAAAUUAAGUGUGGCAUUUUAAUUUUUAUUCAGAGCUACUACAGGUAGGACCCACUACAUGAAGAAUGGCCUGUUAGAACCACUCAUUUUUAUUUCAUCAGAUUGACUUUCUAACUUAAAGUGCUCCUAAGUAGUGUUUGUUCUUGCCAGUAGUGAUAAUCAACAUCAACAUUACCCUGAAAGGGCCUCUCAGUGAGUCUGCCAGAGAGAAAUGCCAUGACCCUGGCUCAGUUAUGACGUCUGCAAACAUCCGUGGCCUUAUCUUCCAAAACACCUGCCAAAUGCAUUAUCUUUCUAGCCAGCCUGGAACGAGACUACAAGAAAAUUGUAUUCCUUGCUUGACACAUGAGGUGUCUAGUGACUUAUCCCAGGUCAGCUAAUAAUAGCUUUGGUGUAGGGCCCUUUGUCCUCAUCUGAGCCAGUUAGUUCUACAACAUUGAUAGCCACAGCAGUCUCAAGCAUAGAGUAACUGACAGCCUUCUGGUAAGCAAAUUGCAGGCAGACAAGUUGAUUCUGCUGUGAUGAUAAAAUGAAGUUGGCCUCUUGACAUACCAAAUGAGGUAGAUCUUUCUAGGUUGCUAGUAUGGAUGUUGUGUCCUUUCCCACUGGCAUUUCUUUCUGCACUGCCCGUAUAGUUCCUCUUCACACUGAAAUGACAUGAUGUUUAAAAGAUGGUAGCCACCAUUACAGCUUGGCCAAUCUGUCAAAUUUAGAACAGGAUCAUAGCUUCUAUAUCUGAGUAGAACUACCAUGGAGGCACUACUGCUGCAAUUUAGCUGCGUUUUUCUUGCACUGACAUAUGUACCGCUUUCUAUGUGGUUUUCUGAGUGUUGGUACUUCACUUCUUCAGAGAGUAAAUUGCAUCCAUUUUCAGUGCAUUAAUUUCCUGGCCAGAUCAGUCCUCUUACAGGAAUCCAGCUGUACAGACUUUCAAAGAAAGAUAUUUUACUGACCAUCUAUUUGGUGCUUUACUGCUAUGAAUUAGUUUGUAAUAACUUACAUUUGCUUUGAAUGAAUUAAGAAGAAGUCCUUACAAAUGCUUUGGUUGAAGCGAGAAGAGUCCUAAACUACAUUUAUUGAAAAUAGUUUCCAGAGAACUUUAACAUGUAUUCAUAUAAUUUCCAAUAAAAGUAGUAUACAUAUUACUCUUAA